UUUAAAAAACAAUGCCGAAAAGUACCGAAAGCUCCCGUUUGUUAGUAAAAUCCCAUUUUCUUAUUCGCUUCUUCUUCUUCUUCUUCUUCGUCAUCAACUAUUCUGCAGUUGCAAGUAGUGAUGUAGAGAGAGAAACCUCGACCGAAUCGAAAACCUUAACGGUGGUCCCAAUCGGUGUAGUUCUUGACCAGAACUCGCCUUUAGGUUUAACGGUGGAUUUAUGCAUGAAAAUGGCGGUCUCGGAUUUUUACGAAGCGCAUCCGAAUUUUACUACAAGGUUGCAGCUUCACACCAAGAAUGCAGACACUGUUCUUGAUGCUAAUUUUGCAGCUGUUGAUUUACUGAAGCAAGAGCAAGUGCAUGGAAUCAUAAGGCCACAAACAUCAACCGAAGAAACAUUCUUCGCAGAACUCGGACAAAAAUCACACGUGCCGAUUAUCUCCUUCAAUGCAAGAACUUCGUCUCUUCCCUCCACCUAUUCCGUCAGGACAACACCAGACGACUCGGUUCAAGCGCGGGCCCUCGCAGCCAUUUGUCGGGCUUUCGAAUGGCCCGAAAUCGCCGUUCUUUACGAAGAAACAAAUUCCGGAAAUCAAUUUAUCUCCCAUCUGAAUAAAGCAUUCCAGGAAGUCGACAUCGGGCUAGCCUACAUGGUCCCGAUUCAAACUUCAGCCGAGGAUAGCGACAUCUCGAAAGAACUGAACAAGUUGUCGACAAAGCAGACGAGGGUUUUCCUCGUACACACGAACCCUUCCCUCGGUUUUCGGUUAUUCACUCUCGCUAAAAAUGCGGAGGUUAUGAGCGAAGAGUAUGCGUGGAUCGUCACUAAUAGUUUGUCCAUUUUCUUGAACUCGAUCGAUUCCACAGUACGCGAUUCGAUGGAAGGAGUUGUUGGCGUUAGGCCUUACGUGUCGAACUCGAAAGCCCUCGAAAGUUUCAAAGAGCGAUUGAGACGAAAUAUGACAAUGAGCAACACUACUACGACAAGUCCGAUUACCGAACUAAAUGUUUACGGUUUGUGGGCUUACGAUGCAGUAACUGCAUUAGCAAUCGCAUUGGAAAAGAUCGCACCUUUAAAUUCCACCUCACUCGGCCCCCGUCUCCUCAACGAACUGUUGACCACAAAAUUCCGAGGGUUGACCGGAGAUUUCGAAUUAUUUAACGGGAAAAUGAAGCCGUUAGCAUUCGAGAUAUUCAACAUGAUAGGUACCGGAGAGAAAACCGUCGGAUUUUGGACACCGGAGAGAGGAAUAACAAGAGAUUUGAGUUCCACCGGUGAAAAAACGUACGCCACGUCAGCGAAAGAGCUCAAAACUAUAACAUGGCCCGGAGAUUCCGUCACACGGCCAAAUGGUUGGGCUAUUCCGACAACCGGCAACCUCAGAGUCGGAGUUCCUUGGAAACACGGAUUCACAGAAUUCGCUAACGUGAUUAUCGACAAGAAAAUGAGGCGUACGAAUGCAACGGGAUUUUCUGUAGAUAUAUUCUUGGCUGCAUUGGAAGUGCUUCCUUUUCCCGCCAAGUAUCAAUUUAUUCAUUACGACGACAUCCGUAAUUCCGAUUGGAGCUACGACGACAUGCUACGUGGGAUUCCCGAGGACUAUGAUAUGGUAGUGGGAGACAUAACGGUUUGGGCUCCGAGAGCUGCGCAUGUUGACUUUUCGCUCCCGUAUUCUGAAUCAGGAGUCAUUCUAGUCGUCAAAAACAAGAAGCCGCUCGACAUGUGGAUAUUUGUGAAGCCGUUGAGGUGGGAUCUGUGGUUAGCGAUAGUUGUCGCCUGCGUUUUGAUGGGGGUAGUUCUUCGUAUAUUGGAAAACCGAGUCACUAGCAACGACGCGGAUUCGAUAAUCGAAAACAAGGAGAGGCGUCGAGCGAUUUAUUGGUCCCCCGUUACCAUUCUUGCUUUCCCCGAAAGGAAUAUGGUGUCGAACAACUGGUCGUUUUUCGUGCUGGUGCUUUGGCUUUUCAUGGCGUUUAUACUAAUGCAGAGUUACACGGCUAAUUUGUCGGCGAUUUUGACGGUUGAUCAGUUGAAGUUUGCGUUUUCGGACAGUUAUUACAUCGGUUGCCACGAGGGUUCUUUCAUGAAAGAUUUUUUGAUAAAUCAAUUGCAUAUUAGUCCGUCGAGGCUGAGGAGCUACAAUUCGUCGGACGAAUACCAUACAGCUAUGUCGAAGGGAAGCAAAAACGGUGGCAUAGAUGCUAUAUUCGACGAGAUACCUUACAUGAAACUCUUUCUCAACAAAUACGACCCCCAGUACAGAAUGGUCGGGCCCACGUACAGGACCGGUGGCUUUGGCUUCGCAUUUCCGGUGGGGUCCCUUUAGUUGCUCAUUUCUCGAAGGCGAUAUUGGACGUGACACAAGGUCCGAAUAUGACAGCUAUUGAACAAAAGAAUUUCGGGCCGGGAUAUUCCUCUCAAGAUCCUCUUUCCUCGAGAAUCUCACAACAGAGAUCGAGUCUCACGUUUUACGAUUUUGCCGGCCUUUUCCUUAUCAUAGGAUCGGUGACUCUAUUCUCUCUGUUUUGCUCCGAGACGGCAAUUGGUCGGAAAUUGACCGACAAGACCGCGAACUUUAUCCACAUUCUAUUCCAUUUCAAGAGUUCGAGAGUUAUGUCGAUGGAGGUUGACGGAGAUACUGACGAACCGGUGGCGAAUGACGAUGAUGUCAGCGAUGUUUCUGUUCGGGACGGCACGGAUACAUCGACACGUGUUAUUGAAGCGGGAUCCGAAAAUGGCGAGAUUAUCGAUAACAUAACCGAAGAUAAUCAACAAUAGUUUUUACUACCGAGACCGAUGGUGCAUGUAUGUAUAUGUGUGUGUAUAUAUAGUUUAUUUAUUUGUUCUAUUGUUAUUGAUUGAGCUGCAGUAAUAAGCUCAUAAUUGUGCAGUUAGUCUAUAUAAGCUCAUAAAGUUUUUAUUUUCUUA
This is a messenger RNA of Erythranthe guttata (spotted monkey flower), 2929 nucleotides long. Its product is annotated as glutamate receptor 2.8. Gene Ontology annotation, cellular component: membrane. The record is from RefSeq and is a predicted model, not a curated record. Gene Ontology annotation, molecular function: ligand-gated monoatomic ion channel activity. NCBI's taxonomy places the organism in Eukaryota, Viridiplantae, Streptophyta, Magnoliopsida, Lamiales, Phrymaceae.